AGGAAGGUAGGAGGCAGGUUACGACAUAUGAAUGGUGGACUGAAGGAGAGGAAACAAGGUAGCAGGGAUGGGAGGUGAGGAAUGAAACAAAAAGCAGGUCUGAGAUGGAUGGAGGGAAGGAAGGAAGGCACCAAAGUAGUUUCAAGAUAAGGAAGGAUACAAAAUUACAAGUGGGUCUGAAGGAAAGGAGGAGGUCCAGAAGAAAACUGAAGGUCUGAUGUGCCAGAGAAGGAAGGAUAUUCGGAAGGAAAGAAGAAACUCAGAUCAUAAUUGAAAGAGAGGAUCCAAGGAAGGAAGAAAAGUAAGGAAAGACAAGUAGGUCUGUGGUGGAAGGAAAGAAAACAAAAAGGAAGAACAAGUCUGAGGUGGAAGGGUGCUAAUUAGGAAGAAAGGAGCAUAGAAAGGAAAGACGAAAAAUGCUCACAGGAGGAGGGAUGUAAAAUAUGGUCUGGGGUGGCAGGGUAGAAAGAAGGGUGAAGGAAAGAAGAAAAAAAAGGAGGUUUACGUGAAAGAAGUAAGGAAAGAGGAUGGAAGAUGGUCAGGAAGGAAAAGAUGCUGGGGGGGGGGGGGGGGGUAGGAUAGGGGGGGGGAACGAUACACAAGAAAUAGCGAGUCUCAGUCAGGAAAGAAGGAAGUCUGGACGUGAUGUCUUGGACGGCGGAGGCUUGGAUGUAGAUUUCUACAUCUCCUCUCCCUCUGGCCAGAUUCUCUACACUGACCAUCACAAGUCAGAUGGAAUGCACACUGUGGAGACAGAGGACGGGGACUACAUGUUCUGCUUCGACAACACGUUCAGCAGCGUCUCAGAGAAGCUGGUCUUCUUCGAGCUCAUCCUGGACAACAUGGACACCGACGAGGAGCCCGACGACUGGAAGGAGUACGUGCACGGCACCGACAUGUUGGACAUGAAGCUGGAGGACAUCAUGGAUACCAUCAAUAGCGUGAAGUCGCGGCUGGGCAAGAGCGUGCAGAUCCAGACGGUACUCCGCGCCUUCGAGGCCCGCGACCGCAACCUGCAGGAGAGCAACUUUGACCGGGUCAACUUUUGGUCGGUAGUCAACCUGAUGGUCAUGAUGCUGGUGUCGGGCGUGCAGGUCUACUUGGUCCGCUCGCUCUUCGAGGACAAGAGGAAGAUCCGCAUGUAACAAACUUUGUAGGGAGAGGCAUGGAGGUCCUGUUAAAAAAACAACAACACUGUUUGGGAUGUUUCAGAAACACAACAAAUGAGCCUCACGAUUUUUUUUUUCUCUUCAGUCUACUGGAUAUUGAAGUUGAGGCAAGUUCUAUUUGUCAACAUCAUUGCUGUAAGUUUUUAUUACUGAGCGGACUCACUAGGCUUUUAUCGUUGGGAGGAGGCUUAGCCCGAACAUGUGUCAUACUACUUUGCGUGGAACUAAAUGUUUGAUUGAGCUGUCAAAUGUCAGCCAAACAAAUGAAUGUCAAACCUACACACACAACUUUCCUUUUAGAAACACUGCAUUAUUUCAGAAAUGACAUCAUGUUUAUUUCCAGCCUACAUUUCCACACAGUGUUACGUUCAAUUGAUUUUCUUAUGGCGUAUAAUCUACUGUCAAUAGUGUUGACCUCUUUUAUUGACUGUUACAAUCAGAAAUAAAGAUUAAUAUAAACUGA
This is a messenger RNA of Hippocampus comes (tiger tail seahorse), 1632 nucleotides long. RefSeq names its product transmembrane p24 trafficking protein 5 (gene tmed5). The transcript has 4 exons. Lineage: Eukaryota; Metazoa; Chordata; Actinopteri; Syngnathiformes; Syngnathidae. The coding region runs from base 528 to 1145 and encodes 205 amino acids. The record is from RefSeq and is a predicted model, not a curated record.